GUUGGGGUGCAUGUGUACCAGCAGUGUUUUUUGCAUAUUCCCGGCAAUUAACGUAUAUUAUUACGACAUAUUGUAACCAGGCAAAACAAUAUGUCUUUGGUAAAUUACGGAAGCAGUGACGAAAGUGAAGGUAGCGACAAUGAAGAGAUUCAACCGGUAACAUCGAGUGUGAUACCGCUCGACUCCAAGGCGUCUUCAUCUGCGAGAUCGUUGUUGUCAUCCUUGCCGCCUCCAAAGACUUCGAACACGAUAGAAGUGGAUUCAUCAACUGUUUCUCCUCAACAUAGCAGUGGUACUAUGAAUCUUAAGAAAGUUAGAAACACUACAACACCAGUUGAAAAAACAACAAAGUCAUCCUCACUUAGUCUUCCAGCUCCAAAAAAAGGACAACCUGUGAAGAUUACAUUACCAUCAAUGCCAGAGAUUGAUUCUGAUGAAGAUGAACCAGUUGUGAAGAAAUCCAAACCAGUACCACAGGGCACUGGUUUAUUUGCAUUGCUUCCCAAACCAAAGCAUGCAGUUACAAAAGAACAUAACAGAAUUCUAAUUCCGCAUACACUUAGUCGAAGACCUGAGAAGAAACCAGUCUCUAGGAAACCUCAAACAGUAUCUUUGAAAAAGACAACAUCAAAUCUUAUUCAAGCUUAUGAUGACGAUGAUGAUGAUGAUGAACCAUCCAGUUUCUUUUCAUUUCAUGAAAAGACCACUGAAAGGGAAACACAGAAUAUUCAAACUGAAAUAAAAACAUCUGCUGCAGAUGACAAUGACCUGAAGGAUACAUUGAGUAGGACUACUGGGAUGGAAAGCUCUCAAUCAAGUUUACAAACAACACUCAUUACACCCCAGGAAAAGCCACUGAGUUUUAAUGUGUCAAGCUCUGAUGAUACUCCAUUAUGUUUUAACCCAGCGACGCCUGCUGAUGGUUCUCUUGAUUUCCAACAUCAGACAGUUUCAUCUACUGCUAGCAUAGAUAAGACAGCUAGUAGUCAAUCCAUGACGUAUAAUGUACCUUAUGAGUACAAUGUUCCCUAUCAAGAAUACACUAAUCAAGAUUACUACCAAUACUCUGAGAAUGCCGAACAACAUGUCAUAUAUAAUAAUGAACAGGGCCAGACAUCAGAACAAAACUAUGCUAGUGAUGAAGGGUUCAAAAGAAUACAAGGCAAGAAACGUAAGAAGGAAGAUAUUCAAAUAAUUGACAUUCAAGAAGAUCAUUCUAGUUACAGUACUGCAGAGUGGUUGAAGACACACAUCAAGGAAGAUGAUAAACAAUACAUGAGUAAACUUAGAAAUGAGGUAUUGCCAACAUCACAGCAGAGAAGAAAACAUCAGAUAACAUAUUUAGCACAUCAGGCAAAGGAAAGAGAAUUGGAGCUGAAAAACUCAUGGGCUGAAAACAAAUUAACAAGGAGACAGACACAAGCCAAAUAUGGUUUUUAAUUCCAUUAUAGGAUGAUAUUUAUGUGCAUAAGCUGAGCUUCUACACACAGUGACUCGAACCAUCAAUCAUGAGUGUAUGGAAAGCUGAUCACCUGACUGACAUGUACAGCACUGAUCACCUGACUGACAUGUACAGCACUGAUCACCUGACUGACAUGUACAGCACUGAUCACCUGACUGACAUGUACAGCACUGAUCACCUGACUGACAUGUACAGAACUGAUCACCUGACUGACAUGUACAGCACUGAUCACCUGACUGACAUGUACAGCACUGAUCACCUGACUGACAUGUACAGCACUGAUCACCUGACUGACAUGUACAGCACUGAUCACCUGACUGACAUGUACAGCACUGAUCACCUGACUGACAUGUACAGCACUGAUCACCUGACUGACAUGUACAGCACUGAUCACCUGACUGACAUGUACAGCACUGAUCACCUGACUGACAUGUACAGCACUGAUCACCUGACUGACAUGUACAGCACUGAUCACCUGACUGACAUGUACAGCACUGAUCACCUGACUGACAAGCAUUGUACAUGAGAUCAAGGAAUUCAUACCUCAAACAUUUUUUUCCAGACCAGUCUAUAGAGGGACUGUGAAUUGAUAGUGUAUAUUAAGUGCACCAUG
This is a messenger RNA of Saccoglossus kowalevskii, 2075 nucleotides long. RefSeq names its product proline-rich protein PRCC-like. The record is from RefSeq and is a predicted model, not a curated record. NCBI's taxonomy places the organism in Eukaryota, Metazoa, Hemichordata, Enteropneusta, Harrimaniidae. Gene Ontology annotation, cellular component: nucleus.